AGAGCGUGGUAGAACAGUAUUGGUGAGCGAAUCGAGACCUUUUUUUCAUGCGUUUUCAUGUACUCCAUCCUAUCCGAUCCAGCACCAACUGCCAUGCCAUCCAAUAUUUCCUUUUCCUCCUUGAGAAUAACUCGCUUCCUUUGAACGAAUAAACAAAGAAAAUAAAUCCACUCAUGAGACAUGUCUCGCUGGUCCAAUUUUUUUUUUUUGCUUUUGCUUUUGCUUUUGCUGGCUGCGACCAUCCCACUGAAGCCUUCAAUCCAGUCCUCUUCGCUCCUUUCGAUGCUUCUGGUGCGGACUGUUCUUUGUCGUCUCUAUGAGCCCUUCGGGUCGUGUCGAUCCUUUGCGCUCGAAGCACUUCCUUCCGUAGAAAUUUAUGACCGAAUGUCCUCAACCAUAAACAUGACCGCACAAAAUCCCCUUACCCUCCGAGAGUGAGAGCGAUCCCGAUAUGGGUGAGCAUGUCCUUAGCGAGCAGGUUCUGGACGGGAGCAAUCAUCGUUGGUAGUGUU
This is a messenger RNA of Gamsiella multidivaricata, 512 nucleotides long. RefSeq lists its product as uncharacterized. The record is from RefSeq and is a predicted model, not a curated record. The coding region runs from base 181 to 438 and encodes 85 amino acids. The transcript is spliced from 2 exons. NCBI's taxonomy places the organism in Eukaryota, Fungi, Mortierellomycota, Mortierellomycetes, Mortierellales, Mortierellaceae.